UGAUAAACUUAUUAAAUAGAAUGCAUGCAUAGUUGUCCCAUGGGUCGACUCCUUUUUGUAUAUACUUGCAUGGCAUUAAGACCACCAAAUUGGCCCUGAUUAGCACCCGGAGAGCAGCGCGGAAGAGAGAGAAGAGAGUGAAUUUUAAUGAGAUCAGAUUGAAAGUAUGGACGGAUUGGUAGCGACAAGUGCACAGAUGUACAACGGGGCUAGUAGUAGUUCUUCACUUGUGGACAGUCGGAACCAAACACCAGACAUCAACAUCCACGCUUUAUACCCUAGUCACGCGGACCUUGGGAGCACUAGUUUUUCAUCACUGUCUGCUAAGAAUCCACAAUAUGACAUCACAAAAAACAGCAGUUCAACUAAAAUACAAUCAUCACAAUACAGCAAUUACGGUCACCAAUCCAAGGUCAAACUCUCGAAUCAGUCCAGACCCAAGUCUUUAUCUAUGGAUUCCAAACUGAAACAAGCAACUCACAAAGUGCCAGACAUUUACUCCUUUCCGGAGAUAAACUCCGGAUCCAAGUCACCGAAAAGUAGCAGAAUCAAAUUAAGAAGUGAUUAUAGUAAAUACGAGAGCAAUAAAACGACAAGGUCAUUUACGCAGCAGCCAUUUCAAGCAUCGAUUGAGAUAGCUGAUCAGUUCCACGCUGAGUUGGAACGUCUUUACUCCGAAAGUAGUAAAGAGCAACAGGAUUUUUCAUCUUCGCCUUCAGAACUUAAACUAGAAGAUGUCCUCUUGCAAUGUGAUAACGGAGAAUUGUUUGGCCACGAGAAUGGACAAGAAAAGGCUAAGAGAGCAGGCAGAAAAAGUGUGGUGCUUAGCGAUGAAAUUGUUGUAGUUGAUGACGAUGAUCAGCAUCAUGAGCAGGAUAUUUAUGACCAUCUGAAUCACGAGCAGUCAGAGACAACAGACAGUGAAAUAGUUCCACCGCCACCCUCAGACGAUCUUCCUUCUGACGACACUGACUCCGCGACCGAUUCAUACCGCCAGAUGUCAGACGAAAACGAAGAAAACAACAACAUAAGCCAACAUUCAGUACUUCUCCCUAAACCCAUCGCUCUUCCCUCGUCGUCCACAGUGAUUCAUCGGAAGAUCAGUUCGGGGAAGGCGAAGAGUCUUUCGUGUAUGGAUAUAAAUGUAAUGGAGACUUGGAAUGACAGAGAGGUGGAGAUGAAUGGCCUGGAUAGCCAGCAAAGGCCAAUUAGUAUGUACGCUGCGUCAAGUACAGAUCGGCCUGCAGAGAAUGGCUUGUCUAGGUCUGACGGCUUUGAAUCAACUGGAAAUUUAACAAGAGUAGCUGGAAGUUCCACCAACGGAUACCUCAAUCCAACAAUAGAACGAAAUAGCACCCUUUCUUACACAUACAAUAACUACCCACCUCCUCAAGAGAGGAGUUCCAUUUUCGAUCUAUUCAAGAAACCGGGACGAAAGAUGUCGAAUGCAGCUUCGGUUGAUCAACUGCCACAGUACAUAGACGCCAGUUGUGCGACGCGGUCUUCGCAGAAAGAUAAAAGCUUCAGUUUUAGCAGAACGUUCGGAAGGUCAAAAAAGAAGAAAAACUCAGGGCAUAUAUGGGAUUUCUUCGAUCCCAACGACCUAGGGUCGGCUUUCAGGUUUAGUUUGAAUGACCAUACAAAGUUCACUUCUAAGUCCUCCGCCGAUAGUCUUACGAGUGCUCAGGCGAGCUGCGCAACGUGCAAUAGAACAUUCGACCAAGCCAGAGGGGAAUCAGCUCCAUUCAACAGAAUUGCAAAAUGCCAAGAAUGUGGAGUUGCAGUUCAUGAUGAAGAUGCGUGCAGGGGACCAGUGGAGAGGGAAGAAUGUGGAUCAAUUAGAAAUAAAAAGCUGAACGUGGCGGUUGGCGGAUCGAAGCGUCGGCUAAGUGGGCGCAACUCCUACUCCGGCGGCAACAGUGGACUCCUCGGUGCAUCGGGUCACAGUGCGAAGAGUCUCAGCAACCUCAGUGCAGACCCAUCUUCUUCAACAAAUAACAACAACAAUAAUCAUUUGCAUUUCAACUUCGUCACACAGUCGAACAACCUCUACUCUCUAGAACAGCUGCAACACAUGCACAAUGGUUCGAUCCUAGAAGAGGACGAGAAAGACUCGGCAGUAGGGGGGAAUCCAGCAUCGGGUGGACUAGACGACUCCACGAUGACGUCAGCUAGCCACCACUCUUUCCACAGCACAUCAUCCCAUCCCCACUCUGCUCAAGGCAGUACAGUAAACUCACCCUACACAUCAACCCCGCAUGCAUCAUUCAAACAUGGCAGGUCCAUCUCCAUGCUCACUGGCAGUUCCUCCAACACAUCGACAUUGGAAGGAGACCGUUCUCAAACAAGUGGCUUCUCUAUUGGUCUGAGACCCAGCUCUAGUAGUGGGCGGAACAACAAGAUAGGAGGGCUGGACAAAAGGGACUCAAUUGGGUCCAUUCGCACCAAGAGCACCCCAGACCUCACUUUGGGAAUGGGGUACGAGAAGAUGCGACAGAGUCUAGAGUCUAUCAAUGACUCCGUGGAUUCAAUAAAUGCACAGAAGGCUGGAAUUUUAAUUGAACCCAACUCCAGUUUCCUGAAUCCAGAAUUCCCAGAACUGGUGGACAUGGAGACCAGAUGGGACAAGACAGUGCCAGACUGGUUAGUGAAGGGACUGCAGAAGUACUCGGUGCAGGAGCAGAGUGCAAUCCACGAACUACUCACCACUGAACACAACUUCCUCCGAGAACUUGACCUGGUCGAAUUGUACAUCGACAACAUCAACCACAGACUAGAUUGGCGGCAAUGGAAUGUAACCAAGCAGAUGGGAACGCACGCUGCUUCUGACGUCUCCAGCUAUCUUUUUGGAGCACCGGAAGUGAGGACUACCUUAGCGGCACUAUCUAAGCGGCUGUUGAAGAAACUGACAGAGCGGCGCAGCUGGGCCAGAAGAGAAGGGCCCAAUGGGGAGGAACCUCAGUAUGUGAUGGAUGUAUCAGCGGUACUCUAUAGUCAUUUUUGUGAUAGAGACAAUAUUGACAGUUACAUCAAAGCGUUUCAUAGGCUGACCAUCAGUCAGGACACAGCGAAGAAAUUUUACGACGACGCCAGAGAAAACAUGGCAGAGUUUCGCAAAUUUGUCAAUGAGUGCAGUAAGAACCCGGCAAUGAAGCGACGAACAUUACUGGACACAAGAGGUGCCAUAAUACAGAGACCUCACAAGUACCCGGCGCUUAUUUCUGCACUGAUAAAAUCAGCUCAGAAAGAACUGGACGCUGAAAAAACGCAGUCGGCAGCCGAGAAAUUAGAAAGGCUAAACAGUUGCCAAAAAGCUGUGAAUACGAUUUUGACCCAGAUUGAUAAACUGUUGAGAGAACACCAAAUGAGUGAAUUGUUGAAAGAUAUCUGGAGUAAAACGGACAGCAAGCCAUUAACUUUGGAAAUGAGGGAUCCGAGUGAUAGAAGGUCAGAAGUGAGGCUGCCGUUUGAGAAGCGAUCUAUCGAGGCAAUGAAAACAAGACUUCUGAAGCCGUUCACUGUGAAGUUGACGACGGAGGGUAUGAAGGACAAAGUGAAAAAUGUGUUGAUUUUGGUCAUGGAAGACUGUCUGAUACUGCUUGAAAUUAAGGACCCUAACGCGCCUCAAUAUAUGCUUCUGUCUGUGCCCAAAGUUGUUCCAGUGAUGAUGGCAGAGACCAUGAUCAUCUCAGCUGGAGAGACUCUAAGAGACGAACAGGUUCAUUUGAUUGACAAGAAGUACCCCUCUCUCAGUACAAUCACACUCAAGUCUAGGACAGAAAAGGACGAUUUCUUCAAGAUUUGCAAUUCCAUUAAGCCAGGAGUAGGGACGUCCUCUAGCUUCACAGCAGCUGAAGGUCACUUAGGGUCAGGAGGAUUUGGCAAGCCCAAAAAUCACAGCUUUAAGAGCACCUCUACCCCUGCCCAGAGGUCAAACUCGCAGUCGAAACUGCAGGGCAGUCAAAACUCAAACUCAAUUCUAAAUUAUACACCAUCUAUCGUCACAACAACUGACUCUUCAGGAACUGGAGGAGGCGGCGGUAGUAUCGGCAACUCAUCCUCAUUUAAGAGUCAUGACUCGAGGUCAACAACCACAGAUACCCACACCCUGGAAUUGCCAGAACUCGUUAUCCAGAAACCCUCUCUGUCUAAUAGUCCAGGCUUCAACACAUCGUCAAUGGGUAGUCUAAAUGAUAGUUUCAUUUCGAUGGGGGACCAAGUUAGUGUGUUUACUGAGAGAGGCGCAGAGGAAGUGGAGGAGGGUGGUGGGAGUAGUAGUCAGGACAGUUUGGGGGUGAAAGUGGAAGCGUGUUAUGAUCAAUUGAACCAACUCCUGGACGAGAUUUUCUGCCACAAGUCCUUGGAGCAAGGCGAAUCUCUCAAACAGAGCAUCUCGUCUCUCAUGUCCGACCUCUCACAACUGAAGAAAUCAACUACUCUCAUGAACCAGUCUCCACUCCACGAUCCCACCAAGAGCAACCCUCCAAAUUAUCCUGUCUCCAGGUCGGAGAGCUGUAGAAUGAAACUUGCGUUAUCAGCCAAUGAGAGUGAGCUAUUGAGUGCGUUUGAGAAUGGAGGGGGUAAGAGACCCCUCAGCUUCACCCCUGCUGAUUCCAACUCAGGUUUCCACAAGACAGAAGGGGGAGGGGGUAAGAGUGCCAGUGGCAGUGGUGGGAGUGGGAGUGGUUUGGAAGGAGGGAGGGGAGUGGGAACCAAAGCGGACUCAUACCAAUCAACCAGUGCAAUAUUCGACACUCCACAGAAAAGAACAGUUCAUUGCAGUUGUGGAAGUGACACCUCAGAAUACAUUGCAGAGUUGGAGAAAUCAAUUUUGUGUAAAAACGAAUAUCUACAUGGUGCGAAGGAUUACAUAUCCAGGCUAGAGAGUGAGGUAGAGAAAAAGAACAGUGAACUGAUGAAGAGCAAGAAGGACACUCUGGCCAUACAGCUGGACUCACUCGUCAAGGAGAGCAAGAUCAAAUCCAUACGCCAAAACCUCGCCCUCAACCCUCCUGUUACCUCCUCUUCCUCCGCAGAUCACCAGGAGAAUGUUCUAGAAUCUUCCUGUGGCUGUGAUGGUGACGACAUGUGCCACUUCCACCACCUUCAGAUCAACCAGAAGAGAAUAUCGAAUCACAUGAAUCACAGAGGCUCAAUAGGCAUGGACAAUAGGGAUUCCGCUGAAAGUGAACAUCAAGAGUCUUUUCCGAAGAUCACAAUUAGAGAAAUAGCUGACAAUGAGUCAUCGCUGUCACCCUCACUAAGCGAGAGCAUAUCGCCUCCUGUAGAUAAUUUAAAGAAUAUUGAUUCCGCUUCACUGACCAUCAAAGCAUCCCCCAUGAUGUCUCAAACAGUUCUGGCUUCACCUCCUGACAUAAUAUCAACACCAGCUAUGACAUCAUCGCCCCAAUCUAACGCCUCAAAUUUUAUCUACCCUUCAUCCGCCCAAAACGCUUCGCAGCCACCCGCAUCAACAAUGACAACUGUACAGACUAGCAGUAGUAAUCAAGUUGGAGGGAUAAAAAGAACCCAACCAGUACAGCAGAAAAAAUCACCUGCUCAAGAGCUGAAGCAGCAGUUACCGUCCAAACUGAUGCUGAGUUCAACAUCCAAUGAAGGCGCCAAAAAGGGCCAAAUGGCCUUUAGUUCGAAGAAGCAACAACCGCAAAUAGCCAAUCAGAAUCAAGCAUUUGAUAAAAGUGGUGCUAAGAAAAACAAAAGCAGUGGGGAUUUACUUGAAUCCAAAGAUUUAAAUUUAUAUAACCGAAGACGAGGAGGGAAUAUCCAGAAGCCGAAGGUCGAAGUGGAACCGAGUCCGUCAUUGGCACAACAGCAGCAACAAUAUCCGCGACGCAAAGCAAAAAGUGAAGUCACAUCUCCAAUGAUAGUGCAGAUACAGCCUGUUGGUGAGCAUACUCACAUGCCAAUCAUCAGAACUCCCAGUGGAGGAGCUUCUGAUCUGAGAUUCUUCAAGCAAACCGAGGACGAAAAAGCGACAGCGAGAAAAGGAGGACAAAAUUCAAGUUCGUCGCGCAAAACGUCCUUGAAAUCCGUUUUCGGAAGUCGCAGUAGAAAACAAUCGGAGGGAAAAGAUGGAUCCAAUAAUAUCGAGCCGGACUCGGUUGUGGAGCAGGAUCCAGAUGCGACAACUGGACCUGAAGUGUUUCUGCUAUAAUAGCUGCGCUAUCUUAAUGAUGUGUAUACAUAUCUCUAUCUUUUUACAUUCGUCUGACCCGAGGACAAAUCGUAUGGAAGUAAAUCGUGAUGUUUCGAGGAUUUUUUAAAAAAAGGACUUCACGUGUAGAGUAGAACUCAUUCCUUAAACUCAUAACGAGAACUGAAUUGAAAUCAAACUUUCAAAUUUCAAGUAGGCUUAAACUUAUCAAAUUUUUGAUCAUGAAAUCUUUCCAUUUGUAUUGCUUUCGGAGUAAAAUUAGCUAUAUUAUAAUGUGUAUAUUAAAUAAUGAAAACAGUCUUUGACUAAUAUUUUGUUGAUACUUAUCUGUUUAUCGAGUAGCGAUCUAAUCGAC
Messenger RNA from Symsagittifera roscoffensis, 6530 nucleotides. RefSeq lists its product as uncharacterized. Gene Ontology annotation, molecular function: guanyl-nucleotide exchange factor activity. The coding region runs from base 167 to 6175 and encodes 2002 amino acids. The transcript is spliced from 27 exons. The record is from RefSeq and is a predicted model, not a curated record. Lineage: Eukaryota; Metazoa; Xenacoelomorpha; Acoela; Convolutidae.